GUUUCUUUCUCCUUGACCCUCUUCCAUUGUCACUCUCUCUCGCCUAUCAACGCUUCAAUGCUUUCUUAAUUUUUUUCUUCUGUUUCCUCUCUGACCAAUCUCGUGGAGAUCAAGUGCUGCCGACGCUUGUCGCCAAUUCCAAAUCCUCUUUCCAUCGAUUUUGGCGCGGGCUUGAGCAAAGAAUAGUAACUUUUGAGGAGAGAAUCUGAGGAACAUGGGGCUGAUUUCUGGGAUUUUCUUCGGUGUGAUAUUCGGCGUUGUCCUGAUGGCUGGUUGGAGUCGCAUGAUGAGGCAUCGCACCUCCAAGCGAGUUUCAAAGGCUGUUGAUAUGAAACUUCUAGGCUCGCUUAGCAGAGAUGAUCUGAAGAAAAUUUGUGGUGAUAAUUUUCCGGAAUGGAUAUCAUUUCCAGCCUUUGAACAGGUUAAAUGGCUGAAUAAACUGCUGAGCAAGAUGUGGCCAUAUGUUGCAGAGGCAGCAACUAUGGUGAUUAGAGAAUCUGUCGAACCAUUGCUGGAAGAAUACAGGCCUGCAGCUAUCACAUCACUGAAAUUUAGCAAAUUAACUCUGGGAAAUGUAGCACCAAAAAUUGAAGGUAUUCGUGUUCAAAGUCUCAAGGAAGGUCAGAUUACAAUGGACAUUGAUCUCCGAUGGGGUGGUAAUCCAAACAUCAUUUUAGGUGUUACAGCACUAGUUGCUUCCAUACCCAUUCAGUUGAAGGAUCUUCAAGUUUUCACAGUUGUGCGUGUUAUCUUUCAACUUGCUGAGGAGAUUCCUUGCAUCUCUGCUGUUGUUGUUGCUCUGCUUGCUGAGCCCGAACCUAGAAUCGAUUACACUCUGAAGGCUGUUGGUGGAAGUUUAACAGCCAUUCCUGGACUCUCCGAUAUGAUCGAUGAUACUGUCAAUUCCAUUGUCAAAGAUAUGCUUCAGUGGCCUCAUAGAAUCGUUGUUCCAAUUGGCGGUAUUCCUGUGGACACGAGCGAACUGGAGCUUAAACCGCAAGGGAAGCUCACCGUAACAGUGGCCAGAGCAAGCAACUUAAAGAACAAGGAGUUGAUUGGAAAAUCUGACCCUUAUGCUGUCAUAUUUAUUCGGCCUGUCUUCAAGUAUAAAACAAACACUAUAGAGAACAACCUGAAUCCGGUUUGGGAUCAAACGUUUGAGCUAAUAGCAGAAGACAAGGAAACCCAGUUUCUCACUGUUGAGGUGUACGACAAAGACGUAGGUCAAGACGAGCGUUUGGGACUUGUAAAACUGCCUCUGAGCGGGCUGGAAUCCGAGGCCACCAGGGACAUUGAACUCAAUCUGUUGGCUUCACUUGAUACUUUGAAAGUAAAGGACAAGAAAGAUAGAGGAAGUAUAACCCUUAAGGUGCAUUAUCACGAGUUCAACAAGGAGGAGCAGUUGGAAGCACUGGAAGAAGAGAAGAGGAUACUUGAGGAAAGGAAGAAACUGAAGGAGGCAGGGGUAAUAGGUAGCACUAUGGACGCAGUGGGAAUGGUGGGGAGCGGGAUCGGGGCAGGAGUAGGAUUGGUCGGAACUGGCCUUAAUUCUGGAGUCGGAAUGGUGGGUAGUGGCCUUGGAGCCGUCGGGAGUGGACUGAGCAAAGCCGGGAAAUUCAUGGGUCGAACCAUAACAGGCCACUCCAGUAAACGCAGCAAUGGCUCGUCAUCUUCCACGCCCGUGAACAGUGUCCAAGACAAUGGUGGUGCAAAGCCUCUAAAGCAACAAGAGUAAGUACUUCUGUUUAGACGCUUUUUAACUUUUUUUUUUGUCGUUGUCUUCUUCUGUUUGCUGAGUGAGAUUUAUAUAUAACAUGAAAUUUUUUUCUGUCUAUAUUUUGUUACUGAGUUUGCCUUUUGGAUUAUUCCUUACUUACGUUUGAAGGAAUCGUUUGCUUUUUUUGAGUCUGGUCACCAACUUUGCAUCUUCUUUUGGUGUUUUAUUUCGUUGCUGUAUGAGUCAGUUCCUUUAAAACCUUGUACAAACAGCAACUGUUAACUGUUGUUGAAAGCGCAUCCACUUGGUGUUUUCUUU
Molecule: messenger RNA, 2035 nt
Organism: Tarenaya hassleriana
Lineage: Eukaryota; Viridiplantae; Streptophyta; Magnoliopsida; Brassicales; Cleomaceae
Product: synaptotagmin-4-like
Exons: 12
Coding region: 215-1735 (506 amino acids)
Cellular component (GO): endoplasmic reticulum
Molecular function (GO): lipid binding
Source: RefSeq, a predicted model, not a curated record